ACAUUUCAAAUAAUUUUGGUUGAGCAACUAGGAAUCGAGGCGAGCAGGAAAUUCCAAAGGGGGAUAGGCAAAAUUCAAAAUUACCGAGGGAUGACGCACAGGGAGCGAGGAGGCGGAGGAGGAGGAGUUGUGAGGCUCAGUCCACCGAAUGACUGGGACGCUGCGAGGACCGCUCGUUUCUUCGGGGAUUUGCAGGAAAAUGAGGUGCGAACGAUGCACUACUUGGGCCUGGCUUACUUGGUUCUGUCGCGUCGCCCAAAGCUACAGCUAAAGGUUCCGCUGGCCACCCAGAACUACGAGGACGGAGCGAAUGUGGGAGCGGGGGAGCGAGGAGGCUUUGCCCUCCAGCUGGUCUUCACCUGCCCCUCGAAGUAUCCGCUUCAGGUGCCGCAGGUGGACAUCGUCGAGAAGCGCAACAUCAGCGAGUCCUUGGAGCAGGCUCUUCGCGAUGAGAUUGCCCAGACCUUGGAGCAGCACUUGGGCCUCCAGAUGAUUGUGCCCGUGGUCACCAGGCUGCAGAUGUUGAUGAACACCGAGGUGAGGAGGCAGCCAUCGAGGGAAUAAGUCGACGUGCCACUCAAGUGUCUUACUAAUUUAUGUCUGGUCUGGAAAUACCUCUUUGAUUUUGUUUCUAAUUUAUUAUGGCAAAUAAAUGGUAUCCCUUGUUAUUAUCUGA
Molecule: messenger RNA, 676 nt
Organism: Drosophila ficusphila
Lineage: Eukaryota; Metazoa; Arthropoda; Insecta; Diptera; Drosophilidae
Exons: 1
Coding region: 91-564 (157 amino acids)
Biological process (GO): cytoplasmic translation
Molecular function (GO): protein binding
Source: RefSeq, a predicted model, not a curated record